UGGCCGGCACGCGGCCGUUGCCGCCCUGGGUCGCCGCCGGCUGAGGCGGGCGAUGGCGCCGUGGUCCGAGCCCCCUGCCGUCGGGCACGGCCGCUCGCAGGGACUGCAGGCGCCUGGGGAACCGACCUGCAGCUGGGCCGCCCUGGCCCGUCAGCCCUUCUGGCCCUACCGGGCCUCCAGCUCGGCCUGGCUUCUCAGCGCCAGCCGGGUUCCGCCGCCUCUGACCGAGAGCCCAACACCCAGUGUCCACCCACGUCUUGCCUCGGGUCUCGCUCGUGCCUUGCCUUUCCCCAGACGGUGAAGACCCGUGGAGCCAGGAGGGCCAGCAGGUGGGCGCCCUGCAGCAGGUCCCUGCUCACUGGGACAGGGAGGCCGAGGACCAGGCAGGCACAGAGCCCAUCACCUCCAUCCCAGUGCUCAGCAGUGCGACCUGAUGGCCCGAGCCAGGACCCAGGAGUUGGCGGGAGCACCAGGGCAGCAGGAGUCCUCAGCAGAGCCUGCCCACACCUGCAGCUCCAGUGCCUGGCGUCUCCUGAGAGCCUCCCUGGCCUGCACAGGAUCUGGAAACCACAGUGAGGAGGAGGUCCUCGAUGGAGACCAUCAACCAAGUAGAGCUAGCCAGCAUCUGCAAAACAGGACCCAGGUGGCUGGGAAAAUCAUUGCCUGAGAUGACUGGGACUCCUCCAGCUUCCAGCAAGAGGGGAUAUCAUGAAGGGCAUGCAUCUCCCAGACAUCAGAAUGCUGUUACAGGGCGCUAGUCCCCGGAGUUCGGAAAUGUUCCCGGAACUUAAUAACCUUCUCAACACCACGCCUGACAAGGCGGAGCAGGGGAAACUGACUCUGCUGUGCGAUGCCAGGACAGAUGGCAGUUUCCUUGUGCAUCACUUUCUCUCCUUCUACCUCAAAGCGAAUUGUAAAGUCUGCUUUGUGGCACUCCUUCAGUCCUUCAGUCACUACAACAUCGUGGCACAGAAGCUGGGUGUCAGCCUGGCCGCAGCACGGGAACGUGGGCAGCUUGUGUUCCUGGAGGGUCUCAAGUCCUCGGUGGAUGUCUUCUUUCAGGCUCAGGAGGAUCCACACCCCCUGCAGUUUCUCAGGGAGGCCAGUGCUGGGAACCUGCAACCGUUGUACGAGUUUGUGCGGGAGGCCCUGACACCCGCAGACAAUGGGGCGGCUGCAUGGAGGUGCCCAGUGCUGCUGGUGGACGACCUCAGUGUGCUGCUGAGCCUGGGCAUGGGAGCGGUGGCUGUGCUGGACUUUGUCCACUACUGCAGAGCCACCGUGUGCUGCGAACUGAAGGGAAACAUGGUGGCCCUUGUGCAUGACAGUGGAGACGCGGAAGAUGAGGAAAACAACACCCUGCUGAUUGGUCUCAGUCAUCAGAGCCACCUUAUCCUGCGGACCGAGGGCCUGGCCACUGGCUUCUGCAAGGAUGUGCACGGGCAGCUGAGGAUCCUGUGGAGGAGGCCCUCACAGUCCACAGCCCGGCGGGAUCGGAGCCUCACUUUCCAGUACAAGAUACAGGACAAGAAUGUGUCCUUUUUCGCAAGAGGAAUGUCUCCUGCCAUCCUGUGACCUGACUUAGGAGCAGCUGAAGCUACCUCGGACUGUUCGGACAUGGAAGAUAAAGCAACCGAGCAGGAAGGGGUCUUUACGUCUUUGUUGGUGCUGUUUCAGGCUGGGCUGGCAGCUCCACUGGGACCCGGCUAGACUGUGCAGCCAUGGUGUGCCUUUGCUCUUCUGAGCCCUGUUCAGAAAACACCGUGAGGAAUCCACACCCCUGCCUGUGCUGGGAGAGACGGGAUGUUGAAUCCUAGUGGAAAGAGCCUUUGAAGCUUGCCUUGUAAAUACAGUCUGGCUCCAACUGCCCGUUCUUUGUGAUUGUGUCUUGUAGAGCCAGAGUGAGCAUGAAUGUGCCCACGAGAUGCUUCUGGAUGGCAGUGCCCAGGGUGACAGUUAGUGUAAUCGUGGCUGCAUUAAAGUGAGUUCCCAUAUUGGGGCCUCUGUUUCUCGCUCUCUA
This is a messenger RNA of Oryctolagus cuniculus (rabbit), 2020 nucleotides long. The record is from RefSeq and is a predicted model, not a curated record. Lineage: Eukaryota; Metazoa; Chordata; Mammalia; Lagomorpha; Leporidae.